This is a messenger RNA of Aedes albopictus (Asian tiger mosquito), 1582 nucleotides long. RefSeq lists its product as uncharacterized. The transcript has 4 exons. Lineage: Eukaryota; Metazoa; Arthropoda; Insecta; Diptera; Culicidae. The coding region runs from base 124 to 1356 and encodes 410 amino acids. The record is from RefSeq and is a predicted model, not a curated record.
GCUGUUUUCAAUUUUGUUUGCGGUUUGGAGUCGACGCAAAUCAUGGCGGUUGGCGGUGUCGUUCGCAAGUGAUCCUUUUUCAAACUUGAAAUAGCUGCGUACCCGGUUUCUGGUGCUUCGAAAAUGGGUGUUUCCGUGCAUAACGUAUCGCUAGAUUCAGUGUUUUCGUCUCUAGGUAGGAACCACAUCCUGCGCUGCUACACCUGCAGUCAAUAUUCGCCGUUUCUGAUUUACCUCGGCUACAACGAGAAAGCGGUCCAAUUCUGCCGCGAAGCGAAGGAUAUUCAACUGUUCUGCCCGAUCUGUUCCCCCAAUCCGGUUCUCUACCAGCAUCUCCACCCGGGAGAAAGUCUUUUCCGGGCGGAUAGCAUUCUGAAUGACCAGCGGCUGCUAAAUUUGCUAGCCGAUUAUGUGUCGGAGGACGAUCCUUAUGCCACCGAGGAUCGUAUCAUCAUUACGGAGAACACUCAGCUUUGCUCCCCGUACAAAGCGGUGGCCAAACGGAUGGCUCCCAAAUCGCACAAGCUGAAACUACUGAUGAAUCUGUUCCCGGAGGCGCAUCGAAUGCGGAACGAACAUUACGUCGACCGGGAAGAUCUUUGUGAAAGCAUGAAACGGAAAUACCACGACGUCUGCGUCAGUUACAUGGACAUCUCGGAAGCUGGCGGCAGCCAGCUGAUCGACAACUUCGACAUCCUGAUCGACAAAACUCCGAUGGUGAUCGGACAGAGGCAUCACAGUAGAAUUCCGACUGUUCCCGCUGUGAUGGUAACGGAGCCAUCACCUCUGCCAGAACCGGAACCGGUUCUGCUGAGUGAUUCCGACAGGGAGAUUCGUGCUGUCGGUUCAGACGACGAAAGCGAAAUCGGGUCGGUCGCCUCGGGAGGCAGUGGGACGCACUUCUUAAUCAGCGGGAGUGACAUUACCGUGGUUAGCGAGGUUCAAAUAUCGUCGGAAGAGCCCGCAGGCAACUGGGACAUCCAUCCGUCGUCUCAAUCGCAGUCCCAACACCUCAGUCGCCGCUCAUCGCAGAUAGUGCUCGCCGAAGGCCAGUCUUCGUCCACAUCGCAAUCGGUGGACAUAAGCUCCCAGUCGGUGAUCGGUGGUGGUAAACAAUCGGAACUGUCCUACGGGUCGGACAGUUCAGACAGCUGUGUCAUAGAUUUCCCUUCUGCGCCCCGUGCUCCGCCACGACGGCGGCCUCCGUCGGCUGACGAUGGGCAACAGCCGGGCCCAAGCAAUGUCAAGCGCCGCCGGGUGAGUCCCCGGGGAAAUCGACCAAUGAAUCCAUCUCCGGAAGAGUUCCAACGAAAUCCGCACGCAGGCGGUCGAGUUCCCCGCGUGGACGGUGGUUAGAGGUUUCGUGGAUCGUUUGUUUGAGCUGUUGUUAUAUUUGCAAAUAUUCACUCUUAUUUAUGUAAGUAAUUUACAUGGCCAUAUCUUAAGAUGAGGUCUCUUUUUCAAAUGGACUGAUUUUUCCUCGUAAAUGUGUAGCUUUCCAUUCGAAAGAUAUUCCUUUUGAACCGGUGAUCAUUCUACGCCAGAAGCAGAAAAUAGGUAUGUUUUUUUUUAUUGAGAGCUC